AUGACUCAAUCUCUCUUGCUGCCACAGAGACCUGUAUUGGCUCAAGAAGAGGAUUACAUGAAAAAAGUAGCUCAAAUUGUGGGCUCUGUGGACCGGUCGCAAAGUAAGGCCGGAAGUUCGAGUGCAACGUUUUUGGCAGGCUCUCGGAAAGAGUUGUAUAUUCAUUUUGAUGAGAAUGAAAAGAAGAUUGCCGAUCGGCAAAUGAGGUCUGCUCAAUUAUGUCGGAGAGCUAAACAAAAAGAAGCAUUGGAGAAUACGAUUGAAAAGAAGGUGAAACGGCCUCAAACUGCAUAUACAUCAAGUUUUAAGGCCAUCGAGAGAGAUCAUGCUCCUAUUUAUCGGAAAGAUGAAAAUAUUCAAACCACACCAGGACAAUACGAUGUAAAUUAUAGUUUGAUUGAUAAAAAGGAACUCGUACUCAAAUGGGUUCCACAUCAUGAAACUCCACCGACCAUUGAUGAGAAUUACAAGUACUAUCUUGAAGGAGAAAAAUUAUCGACCAAUGACGGAAAGGGUACAUCGUAUCAGUUCAAAUCUAAAACCGUAAGAAGUCAUGGUAGUCACAAGAAUGGCUUUUCAUACGAGAAUGAGUUUUUAGAGACUGGUCCUCAAAAAGAUUAUACCAAAUUCAAGGAGGAUCGUUCAACGAUACGCUUUGAUAAGAGCCUCGAUCGAAAUAAGGCUUCUGAACUCUAUGUCAACAAAACAAAGCCAACUAUCGGAGACUUAGUAUAUGAAACAGUUGAUCCCAAUGUAUAUAGUCCAACCAUAUCGAGAGGAAUUGUUGAUUUUGGCCUUUCCAGUGAUAGAAAGACGGCACGAAAAGGCUCCCGAAUGAAUACUGAACUGGUCAAGACCGAUAUUGAAAACAAUCCACAAAUCUCCAUGCCCAAUUGGAACAUUUUACAACAUUCCAAUCCAGAAGAUACCCUUAAGUUAUCGACCGUACCCGGAAAUGAGCGUCAAACCUUUGAAAGAGUUGUUAGUUUUGAAAAGCAAGUGUCACGAGAAGAGACGCCACCCUACAAGAGAAUGUUAUGGACUCCCAGCGCCUAUUACAAUCAACUCAACGCUUCUGAAUAUCAAAAGAAACGAGAUGCUGAGCAGGAAGUCGAACGAUUCAAGAAGGAUAAGAAGAAUGCAGGAGAAUCAAUGGGUCUCAACAGCGAAAUGAAUGCCUACUCGAAAACUCAUCCUAACAUUCCAUUUAUGUGUUACAUUGACAAGCAGCUGGAUAGACAAAAACUAGCAACGAAACCUCCUCUCGGAAAUGAUUUAGAUUACCAUGUGCAGUCGAAUGCCUCUUCCAAGUAUGAACGAGUGAGAAACAUUUCUUGCAUGCCAAAGCCAAAGAAGAAGAAUUCCUCAAAUCAACCUUUGGAAUCACAAAAAAUCGAUGAAAAUUACAAAUUCUACACCUCUCCAGAGGAUUGGAGCAAAUCGACGCAUUCCCACAAUUUUGGAACAGACACAAGUCGAGAAAAAUGCAAGGCACCAAUUGAAAUGAGAUAUUCAAAGGAAAAUAUUGACAUCUUUUAUGACGCUUCACGAACACUUGUUGAACAACGUAUUAAGGGAGAUCCACUCAUUCGAUGUCAACUGCCGAGAGACAAUAACAAGACCAAGCUGUUCAAGGCUCAGCAUAAUUUCCAACUCGAUCCAAAUGAAGUAUUGGAAAAGGUCAAACCAGGACAAAAUCUCAAGAAGGGAUUUGUGGAUAUGGCCAGAGCUAGACGAAGAAAAGACAUGGCGAAUCAUAAUGACUUUCCAAGUGUUGGUAGUUACAAGCCAAAAUAUUCCAUAGUGGAGUCGAAACCAAUCUCAUUCACGAUACCAAAAAGUGGAGUUUAA
Molecule: messenger RNA, 1851 nt
Organism: Naegleria lovaniensis
Lineage: Eukaryota; Heterolobosea; Eutetramitea; Acrasida; Naegleriidae
Exons: 1
Coding region: 1-1851 (616 amino acids)
Source: RefSeq, a predicted model, not a curated record